Molecule: messenger RNA, 520 nt
Organism: Lemur catta (Ring-tailed lemur)
Lineage: Eukaryota; Metazoa; Chordata; Mammalia; Primates; Lemuridae
Gene: SCGB3A2
Product: secretoglobin family 3A member 2
Exons: 3
Coding region: 93-380 (95 amino acids)
Source: RefSeq, a predicted model, not a curated record
CACAUUUUGUAUCAAGUGAAACCACUGGUUUGGGGGACUCACUGAGUUUUCUGGUUGAAUUCUAAACUUCAGGAAAAUAACAGAUAUCUGUCAUGAAGCUGGUAACUGUCUUUCUGCUGGUGACCAUCAGCAUUUGUAGCUACUCUGCUACUGCAUUCCUCAUCAACAGCUUGCCCCUUCCUGUCCCACUCGACAAAGUGUUACCUUCACCUCUGGACAGCAUUCUUUCCCUCUUGGAUCCAUUAAAGCGUCUUCUGAGAACUCUUGGCAUUUCGGUGGAGCACCUUGUGGAAGGGCUGAAGAAGUGUGUGGACCAGCUGGGACCGGAGGCUUCUGAAUCUGUGAAGAAACUGCUGGAGGCCCUGUCAUAUUUGGUGUGACGGCAAGAUAAAGAGAGAACAAAGGCAGAAGUGGAAGGAGGAUGAUGCUCCCAUGUCCUGAACUGAAACUACCCAAUUAUAGACUGAACGCCCUAAAAUGUAGUGACCUCUGAAAAGGAUGAUUAAAGCAAUGCAUAGAU